Sardina pilchardus (European sardine) is the source of this 7237-nucleotide messenger RNA. It is a transcript of the gene dip2ba, whose product is annotated as disco-interacting protein 2 homolog Ba. Bases 152 to 4885 code for a protein of 1577 amino acids. The record is from RefSeq and is a predicted model, not a curated record. NCBI's taxonomy places the organism in Eukaryota, Metazoa, Chordata, Actinopteri, Clupeiformes, Clupeidae. The transcript is spliced from 38 exons.
GAGUUGUUCUCACAUUAUGGCGGAGGGACUAGUUGUUCGAAUGGAUUGUCACUCUCAUUUAAAUGCCUGUUUCGUUUCCUGAUCGCCUGAAUUUUAGUUUUUCAUCAUAUUUCAUUUGUCUUAAAGUAUACUUCAUUACACCGCUUCAACAAUGGCAGACCGGGGAGUGGAUUUGUCUGGUCUACCAAAAGAGGUCAGGGACCAAUUGGCUGAGUUGGAUUUGGAGCUAUCAGAAGGUGACAUCACCCAGAAGGGCUAUGAGAAGAAAAAAGCCAAGCUCCUGGCUCCCUACAUUCCCCAGAUCCAAAAUGUGGAGCCUCACAUUCAGCCCAGUGCAGACCCAACUCCCAGCCCAGACGCCGGACCCUCGGCCUCCUCACGCCACCAUCGCUCACACCGCAGCGGAGGGGCUCGCGAUGACCGCUACAGAUCAGAUAUCCACACAGAGGCGGUGCAGGCGGCGCUGGCGAAGCACAAAGAGGAGAAGAUGGCGCUGCCCAUGCCCACCAAGCGGCGCUCGGCCUUCGUCCAGUCGCCCGUGGACAACUGCACUCCGCCCGACACGUCGUCGGCGUCGGAGGACGAGGGCUCCCUGCGGCGGCAGGCGGCGGUGAGCGCGGCGCUGGUCCAGAGCCUGCAGAGCCCCGACUACUGGAUCAACCGCUCGCUCCAGGGCUCGUCCACCUCCUCGUCCGCCUCCUCCACGCUCUCGCACGGCGAGCCCAAGAGCCAGAACCAGAGCCAGAACCAGAGCCAGAACGCGGGCAACCCGCCCGCCCCCAACGCCCUGGCCGACGUGCUGGCACACACACGCUUAGCGGAGAUCAGCAGCGUGCCCCCUGACGUGACCUCCACCACGCAGCAGGACCGGGGCUCGCGGGUGGACGUGCCCCCCGUGCGCGGCAUGAGCCGGGGGCAGAGCCGCGCCAGCAUGAUGGAGACGGCAGACGGAGUCCCGGUGAACAGUAGAGUGUCCACUAAGAUCCAGCAGCUGCUCAACACGCUCAAGAGGCCCAAGCGGCCGCCACUCAGCGAGUUCUUCCUGGACGACGCGGAGGAGAUCGUGGAAGUGCCCCGGCCAGACCCCAGCACGCCCAGGCCCGAGGGGCGCCAGAUCAUCCCAGUGAAGGGUGAGCCCCUGGGCGUGGUCAGCAACUGGCCCCCGGCCCUGCAGGCAGCGCUGGCCCGCUGGGGGGCCACCCAGGCCAAGAGCCCCGCCCUCACCACGCUGGACAACACCGGCAAGCCCAUCUACACCCUCACCUACGGCAAGCUGUGGAGUCGCAGUCUGAAGCUGGCCUACACGCUCCUCAACAAGCUGGGCACCAAGAACGACCCCGUCCUCAAGCCUGGCGAUCGGGUGGCGCUGGUCUAUCCCAACAAUGACCCGGGCAUGUUCUGGGUGGCGUUCUAUGGCUGUCUGCUGGCAGAGGUCAUUCCUGUGCCAAUCGAGGUGCCACUCACUCGCAAGGACGCAGGAAGUCAGCAGAUUGGCUUCCUGUUGGGCAGCUGUGGCGUGGGAUUGGCUCUGACCAGUGAGGUGUGCCUCAAAGGCCUUCCCAAGACCCCCAAUGGAGAGAUCCUGCAGUUCAAAGGAUGGCCAAGGCUCAAGUGGGUUGUCACGGACACAAAGUACCUGACCAAACCCUCCAAAGACUGGCAGCCCCACAUCCCCACAGCCAACACUGAUACCGCAUACAUAGAGUACAAGGCCAGUAAGGAGGGCACAGUUAUGGGCGUGGCUGUUUCGAAGAUUUCAAUGUUGACACACUGCCAGGCUCUCACACAGGCCUGCAACUACUGUGAAGGGGAGACGCUGGUGAACGUGCUGGACUUCAAGAAGGACAUGGGUCUGUGGCACGGCGUCUUAACGAGUGUCAUGAACCGCAUUCACACCAUCAGUGUCCCCUAUGCCGUCAUGAAGGCCUGUCCCCUGUCCUGGGUCCAGAGAGUUCAUAUCCACAAAGCUCGUGUGGCCCUGGUUAAAUGUCGAGACCUUCACUGGGCUAUGAUGGCCCACCGGGAACAGAGAGACACCAACCUGGCGUCACUGCGCAUGCUGAUCGUGGCGGACGGAGCCAACCCAUGGUCAGUGUCUUCGUGCGACGCCUUCCUGAACGUGUUCCAGUCCCACGGGCUGAAGCCAGAGGUCAUCUGUCCCUGUGCCUCGUCCCCAGAGGCCCUGACCGUGGCCAUCCGCCGGCCUGGUGUGCGUGGGGCUCCUCUCCCGGCGAGGGCGAUCUUGUCGAUGACCGGCCUGAGUCACGGGGUGAUCCGGGUCAACACCGAGGACAAGAACUCGGCCCUCACCGUGCAGGACGUGGGUCAUGUCAUGCCAGGAGCACUGAUGUGUAUUGUGAAGCCAGACGGGCCGCCCAUGCUGUGCAAGACGGAUGAGAUCGGUGAGAUUGUGCUGAACUCCCGGGCAGGAGGCACUAUGUACUACGGCCUGCCUGGAGUCACCAAGAACACGUUUGAGGUGAUCCCAGUGAACUCCAGUGGUGCUCCCAUCGGGGAGAUCCCCUUCACCCGUACUGGCCUGCUCGGCUUCGUAGGGCCGGGCAGCCUGGUGUUCGUGGUGGGGAAGAUCGAGGGGCUGCUGAUGGUCAGCAGCCGGCGGCACAAUGCAGACGAUCUCGUGGCCACGGCGCUGGCCGUGGAGCCAGUCAAGACUGUUUACCGCGGGAGGAUUGCUGUGUUCUCGGUCACUGUGUUCUACGACGAGAGGAUCGUCAUCGUGGCUGAGCAGCGUCCUGACGCCAGUGAGGAGGACAGCUUCCAGUGGAUGAGCCGAGUGCUGCAGGCCAUAGACAGCAUCCACCAGGUGGGCCUGUUCUGCCUGGCACUGGUGCCCGCCAACACGUUACCCAAGACACCGCUGGGUGGCAUCCAUGUGUCGGAGACCAAGCAGCACUUCCUGGAGGGCUCCCUCCACCCCUGCAACAUCCUCAUGUGCCCCCACACCUGUGUGACCAACAUGCCCAAACCACGACAGAAACAGCCAGUUGGUGUUGGUCCUGCCUCCAUCAUGGUGGGGAACCUAGUGGCAGGGAAGAGAAUCGCCCAAGCGGCAGGCCGUGAGCUGGGGCUGAUCGAGGACCAGGACCUGGUGAGGAAGCACCAGUUCUUGUCGGAAGCCUUGCAGUGGAGAGCUCAGACUGACCCAGACCACGUCCUUUAUGUGCUGCUCAAUGCCAAGGGGGUGGCGGUAAGCACGGCCUCAUGUUUGCAGCUUCACAAACGGGCAGAGAAGGUGGCCGCAGCACUGAUGGAGCGAGGAGGCAUCAAUACAGGAGACAACGUGGUGCUACUCUAUCCUCCUGGUAUUGACCUGAUCUCCUCCUUCUACGGCUGCCUGUAUGCGGGCUGUGUCCCGGUGACGGUGCGGCCGCCUCACCCUCAGAACCUGGCCGCCACGCUGCCCACUGUGCGCAUGAUCAUCGACGUCAGUAAAGCUGCCUGUAUCCUCACCACUCAACUCCUCAUGAAGAUCCUCAGGUCCAAAGAAGCUGCCGCCAGCGUCAACAUCAAGACGUGGCCCACCAUCAUAGACACAGAUGAUCUGCCCAGGAAGCGGCCCCCCCAGCUCUACAAGCCCCCCACUGCCGAGAUGCUGGCCUACCUGGACUUCAGCGUGUCCACCACCGGCAUGCUCACUGGGGUGAAGAUCUCCCAUGCUGCUGUAAGUGCUCUGUGCCGCUCCAUAAAGCUCCAGUGUGAGCUGUACUCCUCACGACAAGUCGCCAUCUGCCUGGACCCCUACUGUGGCCUUGGCUUUGUGCUGUGGUGCCUGUCCAGUGUGUACUCAGGUCAUCAGUCCAUCCUGAUCCCCCCAAUGGAGCUGGAGAGCUCUCUGGCUCUGUGGCUCAGCACACUCAGCCAGUACAAGAUCCGGGACACCUUCUGCUCCUACUCCGUCAUGGAGCUGUGCACCAAAGGCCUGGGCACCCAGACAGAGAUCCUGAAGGCGCGGGGCGUGAAUCUGUCGUGUGUGCGGAGCUGUGUGGUGGUGGCCGAGGAGCGUCCCCGGCUGGCCCUGUCUCAGUCCUUCUCCAAACUGUUCAAGGACCUGGGCCUCUCCCCACGCGCCGUCAGCACCGCCUUCGGCUCCAGAGUCAACCUGGCCAUCUGCCUGCAGGGAACAGCAGGACCUGACCCCUCCACGGUCUACGUGGACAUGAAGUCUCUCCGACACGACAGGGUGAGACUGGUGGAGAGAGGAGCUCCUCAGAGUCUGCCCCUCAUGGAGUCAGGCACAAUCCUUCCCGGAGUGCGGGUGAUCAUUGUGAAUCCAGAAACCAGAGGGCCCCUGGGCGACUCCCAUCUUGGAGAGAUCUGGGUGACCAGCCCCCACAGUGCCAGUGGCUACUACACCAUCUACGGAGAGGAGAGCCUGCAGGCUGACCACUUCAACACGCGCCUCAGCUUCGGGGAGACGCACACCCUGUGGGCGCGCACCGGAUACCUGGGCUUCGUCAGGAGGACCGAGCUGCUGGACGCCAGUGGAGAUCGGCACGAUGCUCUGUUUGUGGUGGGCUCCCUGGAUGAGACCCUGGAGCUGAGAGGACUGCGCUACCACCCCAUCGACAUCGAGACCUCCGUGUCCCGAGCUCACCGCAGCAUCGCAGAGAGUGCUGUGUUCACCUGGACCAACCUGCUGGUGGUGGUGUCGGAGCUGGCGGGCUCGGAGCAGGAGGCGCUGGACCUGGUGCCGCUGGUCACCAACGUGGUGCUGGAGGAGCACCACCUGAUCGUGGGCGUGGUGGUCAUCGUGGACCCGGGCGUCAUCCCCAUCAACUCGCGCGGCGAGAAGCAGCGCAUGCACCUGCGCGACUCCUUCCUGGCCGACCAGCUCGACCCCAUCUACGUGGCCUACAACAUGUGAGGCUCCCGGACCAGCCACACCCAUGCAGCCCUCCACCUCCACCACCACCUCCACCACAGCCCUCUCCUGCUGAGGUCUCCCCACCCACCCACCCAAAAAAAAAAAACAAGACUUGCAUCCAUUUUUGCACCAAACUUAUUCUGAAAGGGUGGAGGAUGUCCACGUCUUGCUGUCCGAGGACGAGUGCUCACACCCACCCACCCACCCACACGCAUACACACACUUUAACACACAAUCAAGUGGCCUCUCUUGCGCUUCCUGGUCUGUGGUGUGCUAGGGUGGGGUGUUUGGGCGCAGGAGGGAGGCUCUGCCUGCCCCCCCCCUCUGCCCCCCGCCCCCCAGACGCGCUCUCGCUCUCGGCCUGCCGAGCAUGUGAACUUAGACAGCCAUGGUAGGACCACUACCUCGGCCUGGCUGUGGUGCUGUUGUGACCUACGGUCCAAACAAAAAAACAAAAACAAAAACAAAAACAAAAAAUCAAAUCCAGCGUAACGCAACGUAACAAUAAACAAAACAACACACAAACAAAACAAUAAACGGCCCCCCCCUGUCCAUGAUGGAGCCCAGGGAUGGAAAGACUAAAACUAAUGAAGCAGCACAAAAGCACAGACGUGAGGAUGGGGGGGCCAUGGUGCUUCUCCCCCCCCCCCCCCCCCCCUUCAACAUUCAUUUCCUGGUCCAUGGGCACACUGGAAGGUUCCUUCACCAUCGGUCACUCUCUCUCCAUGCUCCACACAUCUCCCUUCACUGCCCGGGGCUGCGCCCUUUUGAAGUAGAUACAAGGGUGUCCUGUCCCAGCCGUUCUGAUUGAGAACACUGUGUGCAAAAUAUGCUCCCAUCUCCUCCACCACGUCGCUAGCUACAGUAGUCUGUCACAUGAGUCAGGGCAGCAAGAUGGACUUAGAAACAGGAAACUGCUCCUCCGUUCCUCCAUCUUAUGGGGCAGCUUAACAUAUAUAUAUAUAGGGGCAGAGUCAUUGUCAUUCUUACCUUCUUUUUCAAGACAUUUAGAAGAUCACCAGCAACUUUUUGGCUGUACUCUACUGGCAGUCCUGCAAAGCUGUUAACUGACAUGCCUAACAUGUAUGUCUUCACACCAGUCAUGUUCUUGAUUUGCAUCCAUACAUUGGUGAAAUAUAGCACAGCUUUGUUUUUUUUUUGUUUUGUUUUGUUUUUUUUGCCGGUCAUGAUGCAAUGUACAGCGCUCAGAACUUAAUUCAGUGGGGGAGUUUCAUUUGUCACUGGUCUUUUACUCCUCUUGCAGAUCUGGAUAUUGGCAUUGUACUGCGAGAGUUAUAUGCAUUUAAACUGGUGGCAGAAGGAGCCCUAUACAAACAUGCUAUUUGACAACUCCAUGCCUUAUCAAACCUGUGGAACUUUUGGUUUUUAGUUGUUUUUAAUCUUGCAUUGCUGUAUGUAAACUGUAUACUGAAAAGGGAUUUUAGAGUGAUGGUUUUACUGAAGGUAUUGGUUUUUAUAUUUUUAGUGUUCUCGUUUAUGUCUCACUGAUGUUACUGUAUAAUCAAGUGGACAUAUUCUUUAUGUCUAUAAAAACUUGACUGAUCUCUCAUACUUGAUAGCAAUUCUCUGCAUCACCGCUUAGGGUUAAAGUAACCUGGUCCAUGUUGGAAAAAAGUAACAAUUUGCACUUUCCCCCAUCAGCUAAACUAUUGCAUGUGUUCUUGAAAAAGUAUUUGCAGUUGCUUCUGUUAAUUUAGGAGAUGGGGAACAAAAAGUAUGAGAAAAUAAAAUGUGUACAUAUAUAUUUUCCGUUCCACAAAGCCUGUGUACAGUACAUAUAUAUUUUGUCCCACAAAGCCUUUUUCUUAUCUUUUUGUCCCUACCACAUUCAGUGCAGGUAUGUGGUUGUAAUUUACAUUUCAGGGUAUCUUCAAUAACUCAAUGCCUCCUAUGAGAUGGCCUUUGUCACUCACUGUACUUAACUGUUUAUACUGUACUGCCUCAAGAUGCGGCGAGUCAAAUACAGAAAUACAGGCCACAGCUUACAUCUACAUUUACGUUAGUUAUUUGUAAACAGUGAUAAGGUAUGUGUACUGUAAAAACCAUAUCAGUCCCGAGACUAACCAAUCCUACUUUCUUUUUUUUUUUUUUUAACGAAGAGCUGCUAAUAGCCCCCAACAGUUUGUCACCGCCGCCCAUCAAGAGCCCUAAAGAUCGAAUGGGUGGGUUAACUGCUGUUCAGUCAAAUUCCAUUCACGAGUUGAUGAGGCCCUUUCAUAUCACUGUUUCGAAUAGAUACAAUUUGUAAUGUGGGGGGUAAUGCUAGAUUUAAUUUAAAUGCCAAGCUGAUCUAUGCCAAUACAUAGAUUUAAAUAAAUGUAUUGAAUACAA